UCGAAACUUCCUUCGUUGAAAAUUAUCACUCGUUGAUGUGGUUUGCUCAUCCGUCAAUUGUGGCUGCUAAUCAAACCGCCAUCUACGGUUAGUUAUCUGGCUGGUUUCUCUGUGAUCCACCCUACUCUGGGCCUGACCGUUCCCGUUCAGGCCUUACUUCCAUCCCACUAGUUGAGAUUGCAACUGAAAAUGGCUAGGAUCAAGCCUCAAGCUCUGCUACAGCAAAGCAAGAGAAAGAAGGGGCCCUCCCGAAUAAGUGCAUCGACUAUUAUAUUUUACAGCUUACUUCUGGUUUUGAUUGUGUUUUUGCUGUUUAUGGCGUAUGGACAUUGGUUCCCCAGGUCGAGAUUUCGGUCAGAGAAUCAAAUGGUAGUCUCUAAGGCUGAAAAUACUCUUGUGAACUCAAAAAAAUCUGAGCUACCUGGAUAUGCUGUUUUAAAUACCUCUAAAGGCUCUAUAGUAAUAGAACUUUACAAGGAAACUUCCCCUGAAGUUGUUGAUGAAUUCAUUGACUUAUGCCAAAAGGGGCACUUCGAGGGAAUGCAUUUCCAUCAUGUAAUCAAGCACUUCGUGAUUCAAGCAGGGGCAAACCAAGGGAAAGGACAUACCAUAGAUUGGAGUGUGAGAGGAAAGCACACCACCAGUGUGAAGCAUGAAGCAUUCAUGAUUGGAACAUCCAUGGGAAAACAAACAAACAAAGGAUUUGAUCUUUUCAUUACAACUGCGCCUAUACCAGACCUAAACGAGAAGCUUAUUGUGUUUGGGCGGGUCAUCAAGGGAGAGGAUGUUGUUCAGGAAAUUGAAGAAGUGGACACAGAUGAACAUUACCAGCCAAAAUUCCCUAUUAAAGUGCUUGACGUGACACUUCAACAGAAGAUCUGAAGAAUUUCCAACAUUAGCGUUGCGUAUCUCUCUUUUGCCGAUUACAUGUUUCAGUUUUCCUCAGAGCAGUUUCUGCAUGGAUUGGGAUUCUCUAGGAGUUCCCCUCCACUUAACAAAUGAACUUCUUGAGCUUUUGUGCUGUUUUGGCCGUAGCAUGUUUUUUCAAUCUUUUGUGGCGGGGCAAGGCCGGCGGCAGGGCGGCGGAUUGUUCGGUACCGGGCUUGGCAGUGAGGUUUGGCCGUUUGCAGUCACGUCCUUUAUAUAUUUUAUUUCGGUUGAUGGCAUUUUAGUUGUAGCUUCAACAGUUUUGCUCUAUGAUUUACCCUUCACUA
Messenger RNA from Neltuma alba, 1214 nucleotides. RefSeq names its product peptidyl-prolyl cis-trans isomerase CYP21-4-like. Gene Ontology annotation, biological process: protein peptidyl-prolyl isomerization. NCBI's taxonomy places the organism in Eukaryota, Viridiplantae, Streptophyta, Magnoliopsida, Fabales, Fabaceae. Gene Ontology annotation, molecular function: peptidyl-prolyl cis-trans isomerase activity. The transcript has 8 exons. Bases 190 to 882 code for a protein of 230 amino acids. The record is from RefSeq and is a predicted model, not a curated record.